AUGGCAAUAAAUAUUAUUAGAAAUAAUUUAUCAGCGUCAAUUGGAAGACAUUUGCAAGCUGCUUCUGCAUUGAGAUAUUCUACAGAAAUGUCAACAUACAAAACAUUAGCAGUAUCUACUCCAAAACCAUUUGUUUAUAUAGUUAAAUUAAAUAGACCAGAGAAAUUAAAUGCAAUAAGUCCAACUAUGUGGAAAGAAUUUAAGGAAUGUUUUGACGAAUUAUCAACGAAUCCAGAUUGCAGAGUAGUUAUUUUGUCAGGUGCUGGCAAACAUUUUUGUGCAGGAAUUGAUCUAAAAGGAAUGAUGGAGAUAGGUCAAGGUUUAAUGGAACAUGAAGAUAUUGCACGUAAAUGUAAAUAUAUGGAACCUAAGAUUAAGGCCUAUCAAGAUUCGUUUACUGCUAUAGAAAAGUGUUCAAAACCUGUGAUAGCUGCUGUACACGGUGCAUGUAUUGGUGCAGGUGUAGACAUGAUAUCCGCAGCUGACAUACGUUAUGCUUCUUCCAAUGCAUAUUUUCAAAUAAAAGAAGUCGAUAUAGGUAUGGCGGCCGAUGUAGGUACACUCCAGAGAUUUCCAAAAAUUAUGGGAUCUGACAGCUUGGUAAGAGAGCUUGUUUAUACGGCGCGAAAGUAUCCAGCUGCUGAAGCACUGGAAAGUGGAUUUAUAAGCCGCAUGUUGGACAGUGAAGAAAGCUUAUUGAAUAAAUCAAUAGAAGUUGCUGAAGAUAUUGCAAGCAAAAGUCCAGUUGCUGUGCAAGGUUCAAAAAUGAGUAUGGUAUACUCCAGAGAUCAUUCUGUCCAAGAAGGAUUAGAUCAUAUUGCGAUGCAUAAUAAGGCAAUGCUUCAAAGUGAAGACUUUUUGAAUGCAACUAUGGCACAGGCUGUUAAAGGCGAUCCUCCAAUAUUCUCAAAAUUAUAAAUCAUUUUAUUGUUGAUUUAUUUGAUAUAUAUCACAUAUGUAUUAAUAUCAGUAUAUCAGUGUUGUAAUAUCAGUAUAUGCUAAUGUUAUAUUAAUGCUAGAAAUGAAUUUAUUUUUUGGGGGGGAGGAAGUAUUUGUAUAACAAAAUAUAAAAUAAAUUUAUAUAACUUUUCUAA
This is a messenger RNA of Monomorium pharaonis (pharaoh ant), 1094 nucleotides long. RefSeq names its product delta(3,5)-Delta(2,4)-dienoyl-CoA isomerase, mitochondrial. The coding region runs from base 1 to 918 and encodes 305 amino acids. Lineage: Eukaryota; Metazoa; Arthropoda; Insecta; Hymenoptera; Formicidae. The record is from RefSeq and is a predicted model, not a curated record. Gene Ontology annotation, cellular component: mitochondrion. Gene Ontology annotation, molecular function: delta(3,5)-delta(2,4)-dienoyl-CoA isomerase activity. The transcript is spliced from 7 exons.